Molecule: messenger RNA, 763 nt
Organism: Dryobates pubescens (Downy woodpecker)
Lineage: Eukaryota; Metazoa; Chordata; Aves; Piciformes; Picidae
Product: signal-regulatory protein delta
Exons: 5
Coding region: 1-762 (253 amino acids)
Cellular component (GO): plasma membrane
Source: RefSeq, a predicted model, not a curated record
AUGGCCUGGCGAACGGCUGCGGCUCCGCUUCUGCUCGGGCAGCUCAGCCUCAUCCCGCUGCCCCUCUCCGGUGUGGGUGACCAGAAGAAAUCGCCCCUCAGGCUGGAGCAGCCCCAGAAGCAGCUGUGGGUGAAGGCAGGGCAGAUGCUCACCCUGAGCUGCACCAUCUCCGGAGAGGGUCCCCCUGGCCCUGUGGAGUGGCUGAAGGGCUGGGGCAGUGAGAACAAGACCAUUUAUGCUCAGACCAGCUCCAGCCCCCGUGUGACCAGGGUGGAGGGUGGAUCCAACGAGGACUUCAGCAUCCAGAUCAGGGAUGUUCAGCCCGAGGACGCUGGCACCUACUACUGUGUGAAGUUCAUGAGAAGGGGGCGCCCAGGUGCUGCUCUGCAGGUGUUCCAGCACGGGCAGGGCACAGUGGUGUCUGUGCAGGACACACCCCUGGUUCCUGGCAUGGUGGCUGCAGCUGCGGUGCUCUUCCUCCUCCUCGGCCUCUUGGUCGCCUUUUGCAUGUACCGCAGGAAGCGCCGAGGGCAGGCAGGCAGCCAGAGCCUGUCCAGAGCCUGCUGUGCAGAGACCCCCAGCCCCAGCAGCAGAGAAGUCCUGGAUGCAGAGACCUCACAUCUGCCCAGCCAGCAAAGCAGCAAGGAGGACACCACCAUCCACUACGCCGACCUCCAGCCCCUGCCCUCGGCCCCCUGGCGCGGCGGGAGCCCAGGCACCGCCCGCUCCGAGUACGCCAGCGUCAGGGUGGCUGCCAAGUGAC